Dermochelys coriacea (leatherback sea turtle) is the source of this 1613-nucleotide messenger RNA. RefSeq names its product proteasome 26S subunit, ATPase 4 (gene PSMC4). Gene Ontology annotation, cellular component: proteasome regulatory particle, base subcomplex. Gene Ontology annotation, molecular function: ATP hydrolysis activity; proteasome-activating activity; ATP binding. Lineage: Eukaryota; Metazoa; Chordata; Testudines; Dermochelyidae. The transcript is spliced from 11 exons. The record is from RefSeq and is a predicted model, not a curated record. Bases 293 to 1549 code for a protein of 418 amino acids. Gene Ontology annotation, biological process: proteasome-mediated ubiquitin-dependent protein catabolic process.
GCCUGAGUCUGCGCAGCGCCGGGGCCCGUCACUAGGCGGUUCCCGGGUCUCACGUUGCAUUGCGGGGCUAGCCGUGCACGCAGGGGAUGGGCGGGGUGUGUGCGGUAACCCUCGCGUUGCUGGAAAGGGGCUAGCGAAGGACAAACCCCCUAACGGGGUCGGGGUGAGGACUCCAGCUCCCAGCAGCCCCCGCGCCGGGGAAACUACGACUCCCAGCAGCCCCCGCGCUAGGGGAGAGACUCCAACGCCCAGCAGCCCCGCGGCGGCCCGAGGUAUCCGCGGCGGAGGGAAGAUGGAGGAAAUCGGGAUCUUGGUGGAGAAAACCCAGGAUGAGCUGCCUGCGCAGGCUAUCUCCAGGCCUCAGACUGGCCUGUCCUUCCUGGCCCCGGAGCCCGAGGACCUGGAGGAUCUCUACAGCCGCUACAAGAAGCUGCAGCAGGAGCUGGAGUUCCUGGAGGUGCAGGAGGAGUACAUCAAGGAUGAGCAGAAGAACCUGAAGAAGGAGUUCUUGCACGCGCAGGAGGAGGUGAAGCGCAUCCAGAGUAUCCCGUUGGUCAUCGGCCAGUUCCUGGAGGCCGUGGACCAGAACACGGCCAUCGUGGGCUCUACCACAGGCUCCAAUUACUACGUGCGGAUCCUGAGCACCAUUGACCGGGAGCUGCUGAAGCCCAAUGCCUCGGUGGCCCUGCACAAACACAGCAACGCGCUGGUGGAUGUGCUGCCACCCGAGGCUGACAGCAGCAUUAUGAUGCUGACAUCAGAUCAGAAACCAGAUGUGAUGUACGCCGACAUCGGCGGGAUGGACAUCCAGAAGCAGGAGGUGAGGGAGGCCGUGGAGCUGCCCCUCACCCACUUUGAGCUCUACAAGCAGAUCGGCAUUGACCCCCCGCGCGGCGUCCUGAUGUAUGGCCCCCCCGGCUGUGGGAAGACUAUGCUGGCCAAAGCCGUGGCCCAUCACACCACAGCUGCCUUCAUCCGCGUGGUGGGCUCGGAGUUUGUGCAGAAGUACCUGGGUGAGGGGCCGCGCAUGGUGCGGGACGUCUUCCGGCUGGCCAAGGAGAAUGCGCCUGCCAUCAUCUUCAUAGACGAGAUAGACGCCAUCGCCACCAAGCGCUUUGACGCCCAGACAGGGGCCGACAGGGAGGUGCAGCGCAUCCUGCUGGAGCUGCUGAAUCAGAUGGACGGCUUUGAUCAGAACGUCAACGUCAAGGUGAUCAUGGCCACAAACCGGGCAGACACGCUAGACCCUGCCCUGCUGCGGCCUGGCCGCCUCGACCGCAAGAUCGAGUUCCCCCUGCCUGACCGGCGCCAGAAGCGCCUCAUCUUCUCCACCAUCACCAGCAAGAUGAACCUGUCCGAGGAGGUGGACUUGGAGGACUAUGUGGCCCGGCCGGAUAAGAUCUCGGGUGCCGACAUCAACUCCAUCUGCCAGGAGGGUGGCAUGCUGGCUGUGCGGGAGAACCGCUACAUCGUCCUGGCCAAGGACUUCGAGAAGGCAUACAAGACAGUCAUCAAGAAGGACGAGCAGGAGCACGAGUUCUACAAAUGAGGGGCCAUGGGGGAGUGUGGGGCAGGCUCGACAUCCAACCAAUAAACCCAUCCCCAGCUCCCUA